Messenger RNA from Drosophila takahashii, 1541 nucleotides. RefSeq names its product Cytochrome P450 313b1 (gene Cyp313b1). The record is from RefSeq and is a predicted model, not a curated record. Lineage: Eukaryota; Metazoa; Arthropoda; Insecta; Diptera; Drosophilidae. Gene Ontology annotation, molecular function: oxidoreductase activity, acting on paired donors, with incorporation or reduction of molecular oxygen; iron ion binding; monooxygenase activity.
AUGCUGGCCUGCAUCAUUUUAAGCGGCUGGCUGCUGCUGGCUUGGAUAUUUUUCCUGUGGAGCCGGCGAAGGUAUUAUAAAGCCGCCUGGCAGUUACGCGGACCCAUUGGCUGGCCCCUAAUUGGCAUGGGCUUACAGAUGAUGAGCCCGGAGACCUUUUUGCAGUACAUGGACGGUCUGUCGCGGCAGUUCAAGGCGCCCUUUAUUUCGUGGAUGGGCACCAGUUGUUUCCUCUACGUCAACGAUCCAAAAAGUGUGGAGCAGAUUUUCAACUCGACGCACUGCACCAAUAAGGGCGAUUUCUACCGAUUCGUUAGUUCGGCCAUAGGUGACGGACUUUUUACAUCUAGCUCACCUCGCUGGCACAAACAUCGUCGCCUUAUUAAUCCCGCCUUUGGUCGCCAGAUUCUCAGCAGCUUCCUGCCCAUUUUCAAUGCCGAGGCCAAGAUCCUCCUACAAAAGCUCGAGCUCGAGGGUGUGCAGCAUGGCAAGCAGCUUGAGAUCUAUCAAAUCCUCAAGAAAAUCGUCCUCGAAGCAGCUUGUCAGACAACGAUGGGCAAGAAAAUGAACUUUCAGCAUGACGGAUCUAUUGCCAUUUUUGAAGCUUAUAACGGCUUGACAGAAGUGUGUGUGAAACGCAUGCUAUCGCCGUGGCUUUAUCCGGAGCUCAUAUACCGACGUUCAGGACUUUUUCGCCUGCAGCAAAAAGUCGUCGGCAUCCUCUUUGGGUUUAUAGAGCAGCUUCUCGAACCCAUUGUUUCGGUGGUUUCGGCCAAUGCCCAUCAGCAGGAGCAGCAGCGACCGGAACUGGAGAUGCGGGGCAAGUCCAAGGCCAUUUUUAUCGAGCAGGUGCGGGAGCAUGUGGAGCGCGGCCAACUGAGUUGGCAGGAUGUGAGGGAUGAGGCCAAUGUGACCAUUGCAGCGACUUUCGAAACUACAUCGACUGCCCUUUAUUUCACCAUUCUCUGCCUUGCCAUGCAUCCUUGUUACCAGGAGAAACUCCACGAGGAACUGGUCAGGGAGCUGGCACCCACUGGGGACAUUACCUUGGAGCAGCUGCAACGACUGGAGUACACUGAAAUGGUUAUCAAUGAGGCCAUGCGGCUUUUUGCUCCUGUUCCCAUGGUCCUGCGAUCCGCAGAAGAGGAUAUUCAACUGCAGCGGGAUGACGGGGAGUUCCUGAUCCCCCGUGGCACCCAGAUCGGCAUUGAUAUUUACAACAUGCAGCGGGAUGAACGGGUGUGGGGGCCACUUUCGCGUACCUACAACCCGGAGGCGCAUUUCGGAUUGGAGUCGCCACACAGGCACGCCUUCGCCUUCGUUCCAUUCACCAAGGGAUUGCGCAUGUGCAUCGGCUACCGAUAUGCUCAGAUGCUGAUGAAACUGCUGCUGGCGAGGAUCUUUCGCAGCUAUCGAAUUAGCACCGAGGCUCGCUUGGAGGAGCUCCAGGUCAAGGGUAAUAUCUCUCUGAAGUUAAAGGAUUAUCCGCUGUGCCGAGUGGAGCGAAGAUAACGAAGGAAGGGGUUACACUGUAAUUUUUC